UGUGCGACGUGUAGUUGGCUUUCAUUGAGCUUGUCGCGUCUGAACGGGCUCUCUUCAGAUAUUCUCUGGAAAGGGGUCGAUAGUGUCCUUUCGUUUGCAAUUUGCAUUUCAAUAGUCCUUUACUAUUGUUUCGACCUCACUAUCUCAGCACGAAAUUUGAAUUUAAAAGCUGAGGAGGCCUGGAGUUUUUUUUUCUCCCCCCCAACGCGUGUAUUUAUUUUUAAAAUAGUAUUUAAAUUAAAGUAGCGUUUAAUGACUUAACUUUGCUCCGGGUUUCGUCAAUCUGUAGUGAUCUUGUCGGGUUGCACGGUUAGUUUUUAAGAGGGCGAACGAGCAUUUGUGAACGCCAUGGCGACCGAAGUGGAGACCUGGUCUAAUGCUCAGCAACACGACGGGGUGUUCUCCUUCGAUGAAAACGGAGCGCAGGCAGGCCGUCCCUAUGGUGAAGAAGACGACGGGUUGAACGAGGCAGAGGUCAACGGUAACUGGACGCCCCAGGAGAAGGCACUCCAUGAGGCGCGGCUUAAAGCUAAAGCUAAGCGUAGAUUGCGCAAGAACUCAUCCCGCAACUCCACCAGCGACUCGAUUUCUGAGAGCGGGGAGCUGGCUGGCGGUGACCCACACAGUCCCAAGGGUAAACUCAAUGCCAGUGACCGCAAGUCUCGCACCGGCAAAGGCCGAGGUCUGCCCAAGAAGGGUGGGGCAGGGGGUAAAGGGGUGUGGGGGGCUGCAGGAAUGGUUUAUGAGGUUGAGGAGCCUGAUGCACGGGACCCUAACUAUGAUGAAUCUGCUCAGGGAGACACAGUAUAUGCCACGGUUGUGCCGGAGCUAGAUGAGAGGGAAUUGGAGAAAACGGUCAACCCCAUUGUACAGGAGUACUUUGAACAUGGGGACACAAAAGAAGUCCAGAUGUUGCUAAAAGAGCUGAACCUGGGCCACCAUAAAUACGAGUUCUCAUCCCUGGCGGUGUCCCUGUCCCUUGAAGGCAAGGCCAGCCACCGAGAGCUGACCUCCCGUCUGCUGUCUGAUCUGUCAGGCAAGGUUUUGUCUCAGAGUGACAUGGCUCGGGCAUUCGAUAAGAUGCUCAAAGAGCUGCCAGACCUCAUACUGGACACACCAGAAGCUCCACAGAUGUUAGGCCAAUUUAUUGCACGGGCAAUAGCAGACCAUGUCCUUCCCAUGGCAUUCCUGGACCGUUACAAGGGAAAGGUGGAUUGUGAACAUGCCAGAGCGGCCUUGGACCGAGCUGCUGUGCUCCUCUCCAUGAAGAAAGAAAUAGUCAGGCUAGAUAAUGUGUGGGGUGUGGGUGGAGGCCUGAGACCUGUCAAGCAUCUCAUCAAAGAGAUGAACCUUCUGCUUAAGGAGUACCUGAUAUCGGGUGAGGUUUCGGAGGCAGAGCACUGUGUGAGGGACCUGGAAGUACCCCACUUCCAUCAUGAGUUGGUCUAUGAGGCCAUAGUGAUGGUGCUGGAGUCUAAAGGUGACACAGCCAUUCAUAUGAUGGUGAAGCUGCUGCAGGCCCUCUGGAAGACAGGCCUCAUCACUGUGGAUCAGAUGAACAGGGGUUUCCAGCGUGUCUAUGAUGAGCUCCCUGAGAUCAGCCUCGAUGUGCCACAUGCCCACUCUAUCAUGGAGACUUUUGUGGACCUGUGCUACCAGGAGUCUGUUAUCAACAAACAGCUGAGAGACGCCUGCCCUUCCAGAGGGCGAAAACGCUUUGUCAGUGAGGGGGAUGGUGGAUUGAUCAAGAACUAAUCCAGAGGAGGAUGAGGCGCAAGAGGUGGUGCAGGUUUUGGACCCUUCCCUCUAGUCCGGCCUGUGUUCCAUAAACUGGGCGGACUGGUGGUCUUAACUUCCCUUGUUCUAUGCCUAAUUACACCAUCAUUAUAUACAGUUACAUCUCUGCUCAAACACGCCAACAUUGAUGAUAGGUGCGAGUUGACUGAGGAAAGGGCCAAGGCGUUUACUUCUUUUCUUAUUUUUUUUCUUCUUCAUUUUUUAUUUUUGUAGUAAUACUCUUGGCCCUCCUGGUCUCAUUUUUCUGUACCUAGUUAGUCAGGAAUGAUUUAAACUGAAGCUUGGGAAGAAAGGAAGCUGGCUGUUUGUUUCUCUGGAAGAUGAAAUAAGGUGUUUUUGGUGCUCUUGUCUUGCUGUGCAACACCUUUCACUACAUGUCUCUGUUUAUACAUUUCUUUUUUUUUUGCAUGUAAUACUUAUAAAAUUGAAAACUCAAAAGAAAAGUGGCAAACAUAACUUGUCAUUGUCAGCAUAUUAUUGUCAGCUUAGUAUCUUGGCUCAGUAUGGACAAUACUUUAUUUUCCGCCAUGAAUUUCUCACUUCAUAUCUACUUUCAGACAAUUGUGUUCUGGUUGUAGAUUUUUUGGUCUUAUGUGCCGUUUUUCUCUGCUCUUUGCCCUUGCAUCAAAGCUAAUUGUUCAUCUGGUAAAGCACAGCAGUAACAAGAGUAUUUCUGUUACCAUUUGGGUGUUUAUAUGAAUCUUGGUUCGUGUUUUGGAAGCCCUCUUCCCUUUUCUGAGAGUAAGAAUGAAUUGGGGCUAGUGUUAAAAUGAGAAAAAAACAAAACAAAAACAAAAAUUAAAAAAAAACCCAGAAGUCUUGAGGAUUUUCAUUUUUGAUUGAAUUUUCCAAGAUACAGGGAACUACUGCCACACCAUCAUGGAUCAGAUCUUCACAUGUGAAAGGUUUAUGUGGUUCCUUUUAAAUCAUAAACGUUUACCAACGUUUCUUUAACCAGGAACUUGCUAAACGAGGAAAAAUUGCUACCCCAGUUCUUAUCUUACAGAAGAGAAUAUUGUUGUUCAGCUUUUCAACUGGCAAUUGUGGAUGAGUUUUGCAUAUUGACCAAAGAAAGGGAUAUGGUUAAGAAUAUAUUACAUUGAUUAAAAAAAGACAACAAAACUAAGUGUCUAUUCCUUGUUCAUUCCAGCGGUGGAGUUAUACAUGAUCAAUCAUAGCUGUAUCAAUUGUAGCCCUUUGUGUAUGACUUGUUCCAUUAAUAUUCAACGAUCCAACUUCUAUCUCAAACUUCAGUGACAUAUUUUAAUAAAAGCAAAUCGAGGCGUAAAUGAUUUGAAAGCAGACGAGUAGUUUCCAAGUUUCAUUGACUUUUUCUAUUGGUGGUUCCGUUUAUUGGAUACUUGACGUUUUAAAAAAACAGCUGUAUGACCCCCAAAUUUACUGAUUUUGGACGUUCUGUUAAAAGCCUUAAAACGUUUCGUGACGUUUAAUAUUUUGCAGUUGUUAGAACCCACAGCACACAUUUAUGCAUAGCUCGCUCAUUUCAGUUUACGGGGCAAAGAUCUUGAUCAGAUGCAACUUUUUUUUUUAUAUACACGGUAAUUUGUAUUUGUAUUACCAUAUUGACCGAACACGCUCGGCUGAAACGUUUAUUCAGCUAUUUUUAACCGAGUCAACAACUCCAUUUGAGACACUAUGUUUCAAUAAAACACAAUAUU
Lampris incognitus (smalleye Pacific opah) is the source of this 3476-nucleotide messenger RNA. RefSeq names its product programmed cell death 4a (gene pdcd4a). Gene Ontology annotation, biological process: negative regulation of DNA-templated transcription. Lineage: Eukaryota; Metazoa; Chordata; Actinopteri; Lampriformes; Lampridae. Gene Ontology annotation, cellular component: cytosol; nucleus. The transcript is spliced from 11 exons. The record is from RefSeq and is a predicted model, not a curated record. Bases 349 to 1755 code for a protein of 468 amino acids.